Molecule: messenger RNA, 639 nt
Organism: Andrographis paniculata
Lineage: Eukaryota; Viridiplantae; Streptophyta; Magnoliopsida; Lamiales; Acanthaceae
Exons: 1
Coding region: 1-639 (212 amino acids)
Biological process (GO): telomere maintenance; DNA repair
Molecular function (GO): DNA helicase activity
Source: RefSeq, a predicted model, not a curated record
AUGCUUAUGUUUUCUGAGCUAACCAAUCCUGUUAACUUAUGGGAACAACAUUGGAGGUCAAUGGUUGACGAUUUGCUCUACAAUUUAAGAAGAGAGUCGAGGAAUGACAUUUGUAUAAGUGAUAUGGAUCUCAAGGAUUGGGGUCUUCAAGAAAUUGAAUUGAUACUUAGCAAAAAUAGUAGGAGUCUUUUAGAUUUUCCCCCGAUGCCACAACCAUCCGGUAGAUCAUUUACCUAUCUAUCAAAUAGACUGAUACGAGAAGCGCUCGAUUACAAUGCAGGUAAUGAGGAGCAUUCAUUUAAUUCAUUGCAUGCAGGAUUGAAUAUUGAUCAACUCCAUGCUUACAAUGAAAUUAUUGAGUCUUACGAGGGUAAACAUGGAGGGCUUUUCUUCGUCAAUGGGAGUGGGGGAACGGGAAACACAUAUUUGUGGAAGACCAUCAUUGCUAAAUUUCGGUCACAGAGAAAAAUUGUGUUAUCAGUUGCAUCAUCUGGAAUUGUAGCUUUGUUACUGCCAAGUGGUCGAACCGCACAUUCACAUUUCAAGAUACCAAUUGAAUUAGAUGAUUCAUCACAUUGCUCCAUUAAUGUCAACUCAAAUUUGGCAGAUUUGAUUCGAGAGUGUUCAUUGAUAAUAUGA